Molecule: messenger RNA, 7125 nt
Organism: Strongyloides ratti
Lineage: Eukaryota; Metazoa; Nematoda; Chromadorea; Rhabditida; Strongyloididae
Product: Epidermal growth factor-like domain and Insulin-like growth factor binding protein, N-terminal domain-containing protein
Exons: 7
Coding region: 1-7125 (2374 amino acids)
Source: RefSeq, a predicted model, not a curated record
AUGAAUAUAUUUUGUUUUUUAAUAUAUUUUUGUUUAAUAUUUUAUCAAACUUUAUUCAUAAUUAAUGUGACUUCAGUAACAGUUGCAUCAGUAACAACUCAAACAACUAAAAAUAUUGCUUCAACGUCACCUGGAAAUGUUCAUUCAACUUCAUUAAAAUCUGGUAGUACUAGUACUGCUAAAACUGCUACUACUAGUACUUUAAAUUCUAAAACUGUUACUACUAGUACUUUGACUUCUAAUACUGUUACUACUAGUACUGUUAAAUCUAAUACUGUUACUUCUGGUACUACUACAAGCAUUCCUGUUCCAACUACUACUACAACACCUAAAUCAGGUUGUCUUAAUGGUGGUUUAAAUAUAAAUAAUUCUAAAUGCCUUUGUCAAGGUUUAUUUGAAGGUACCAAAUGUGAAAUAUUAAAAUGUGUAUCAGGAGGAUAUAUAGAUGUAAUAACAAAUAGAUGUAAAUGUCCAAAAGGUUACAUAGGUCUUCAUUGUGAAGGAUUUAUAAGACAUCCUAAACCAGAAAAUAUUUUUGAAUCAACUCAAUCAUCUUUAAAUAUUUAUAUUUUUAAAGAUAGUACUGCAUACUAUGGAAAAUUGGGAUUGAAUACAUUUAAAGAAGUAUUGAUUAAUCAUGCAACAAAUAAUGAAAAUAAUUAUCAAUAUUUUUUAGUUUCCUCUGACUAUUCAGGAAAUAAUUAUUCAACUUCAAAAUUUUCUCAUUUAAAUAAUUUUGUUAAUUAUGUUAAUACUACAAUAUUACCAGAAAGACCAACUUCAUAUGCAUGUUAUACAGUUAAUAUGUAUAAAAAUAUCAUUGAAAUGAUUAAAAAUAAUCAAAUAGAAAAUUCACCUUUUGUUAUAUAUACACAACAUCCACCAAGUGAUUAUGAAAUUUAUAAAGAUGAGUUAGAAGAACUUGCAAUAGCAUUUAAAAUAAGAUUUACAAUACUUUUUCAAAAUGAUCUAUUAUUAGAUGGUUGUGAUGAAACAGAUAAUACAAUCCAAUCAUCUUUUUCUGCUUUAAGAGAUCUUGCCUUCUUAUCUGGUGGUAUAUUUUAUCAAUUAGACUCUGAUAAUCCUCAAUUAGGAAUUCAACAUUCUUUUGAUAUGUUAUAUAAUCCACAAAUGGUAUCAUAUGCUAUGAAUGAUGAUUGUUCUACAGGUAUAACAUUAAAUUACCAAUCUGAUUUAUUUGUAUCAAUUGGUCAUCUUAUAAUUCAAUCUGAUACUCCAAUAGAUAUGACAAAACAAAUUAAUCCAUCCUUUAAUAUUAUAUCAUAUUCAUAUGACAAUAAAACUAUUACUUUGUCCUCAAAACAGAUGCCAGAAACAAAACCAGGAAGUGAUACAUUAAAUAUUCAAAAUAUUCCAGGAAAAUGUUCUAUUCAAUUAUUAACACAAUAUGCUUCUCCAAUGUUACAGAAUGGUAUAGAUAUUUAUUAUAGUUAUAUUCCAAGUAAUAUUAUUAAUAAAAAUGGAAAAGAUUCUGGAUAUAUUGUUAUGAAAGAAAAUACAAAAAAUAUUGUUCAUUUUAAUGUACAAAAACAAAAAAAUUUAGAACAAUUUGUCUUUUCACCUAAUAAUGAUAAUUUAAAUGUUACAAAAGGAAGUUUUGUUAAACAAAAUAUAAAUGUUAAUUUCUUUAAUAUUUUAAAUGAAGGAAAAAGUAUUUUUGGAUAUACUUUAGGUGAUAAUGAUAAUACUUUUACAUGUCAAACAAAUGAAAGAUCAUGGUUUUUGUUUGUAGUUGAUAUAACAUUUCCAGGAUCAGUUUUAUUCUUUCAAAGAUAUAUUCCUGUUAAAUGUUAUUCACCAUUACCAACAACAACAACAACACCUGCCACAGAAACUACAACUGAAUAUUCCUCUACUCAACCUUUACCAACAUCAUCAAUUUCUUAUGGAACAUUUACAGAACAAACAACUAUAUUACCAACAACACCAAUUCCACCAAAAAGAACUGUUACAUUUGGUCUUGUUGCAUCAUGUGGAGUUGAUUAUACUAUUGCUAUGCCAUAUCUUAAUGGUAUUGCAUCAUUGGCACAGACAAAUUUAAGUAAUACAUUUUAUAAUAGUGGAUAUUUAUUUUUUUCUGAUAGUACUGAUCAAACUCCAAAACCAACAUACUAUGAUUCAUUUCCUAUAUUUAUAGAUAAUGUUAGAACAUUUAAAGGACAUUGUUCACCAGUAACAGUAACAUCUCAUGUAAGUAUAAUAAAUGCAGCAAUCCAAAUGGUAAAAGAUGUUAAUUUUCAAAAAAAUUCACCUUUAGUAUUAUUUCCAACAAGUGGUUCAAUUUUAACAUCUAAUAGUAAAAAUCUUAUAAGACCAUUAAUUGAGUAUGCUGUAGCAAAAAGAAUUUCAAUAUAUGUUUUUUCACAAUAUGAUGCAUCACAAUUUAAAUCUAUUGAUAUGUUUAGUCAACUUGUUAAAGCAACAAAUGGUCAUAUGUUUAUGUUAAAUCAUGAUCUUGUUCUACCAGAUAGUUCAUAUUUUGCUCAAAAUACUAUUGCUGAUUUUUUUACUAAUAUAUAUCCAAAUACUCUUAUACAAUCAAGAAGUAUAACAAAUGACUAUAGUGUUAAUGAUUAUGGAAUGAUAACAAUUACAGAAGAAAAAGAUAUUAUUGUUAGUAUUUCAUCAGAUUCUUUAUCAGCUACACCAACUAAUGGUUUUAUGUUAACUGUAAGAAUGAUUGAUGAUGGAGGAAAUACUAUUACUCAAUCAUUAACAGCAUUUAAUAAUUCAAAUGUUAAUGGACAAUAUUCUAAUUAUGAAUAUGUUAUUUUUAAAAAUUUACAACCAAAUACAUAUAGAAUUAGUUUACAAGCAUUCAUUUUUCCAAUAAAUCAAAUUUCAGUACGUGUCUGGGAGGUAAUUGAUAUAUACAAUAGUUAUAAUUUUAUAGAUAUAUCAUAUUUAUCUAUUUCAAAUAAUACUUUAUCAACUGAAAUUAUUAAUGGUCCUGAUAGUAAUAAUGGAAUAAUUUUAAAUGCCGAUAUUUUUAUAGAAAAUAAUUUGUCAGAUAUUUCUGUUAUAACAUUUAAAUUAAAUCAAUUAAUGGAAGGUCCAUCAACAAAUGAUAUUUUAAUACCACCUAUAAAUAAUAUGAAUGGUGCUAUCAUAAAAAAAUUAACAUCAACCAAAAUACAAGCUAUUUUUAAUCCAAUAAUUGAUUUAAGAUCAACUAACUUAGAAAAUUUUACUAAUACAAAUUAUGAUUGGCCUAUUUAUAAAAUAGAUGUAGUUAUUUUUUUCAAAAACAAUAAACAACAAACAUAUACAUUUAAUACAUUUGUACAAGGUGAUUACAAAGAUUUUGUACCAAAUAUAGAUUAUCAAGCAUUUAAACAAGGAAAAAAUUAUCAAUUUUAUUAUUGUGAAAAUAAUGGAUACUUAGAAUAUGAUUUUGUUUCUAAUGGAUAUAACUGUAUAUGUCCAUCAAAUUAUUAUUCUGGAAAUUCAUGUGAAAAAAUUAAUACAUGUCCAGAACCAACAAAUUAUCCCGGUAAAAAUGAUGAUACAUAUAGAAUUCUUAGUAUUGUUUUGGCUACCACAAAUUUAAAUGACAGUUUUUAUUAUAGUACAAUGGAAUUAUUUAAUCAACUUUCUAUUGAAGAUGUUAAAAAUAUUUGGCAAUUCCGUUUAUAUUAUUAUAUUAACAAAAAUCUUAUUUCAUAUUAUAUUGGUAGUGAUUUAAUGGCUUUCCAAAAUUCAUUUAAAUUAAUUACUCAACAAAAUCCUUCACCAGGAUAUGUUUGUAUUAGUGAUGUAAAAAAUAUUUUAUAUUAUUAUCUUCCAUCUGGAGUGAAAGGAUUAGUAUGGUUAGUUACUGAUGAAGGAAUUAUCUCAUCUACAUCUUCAUCUACAACUACAUCUUUACCUACAACUACAUCUUUACCUACAACCACAUCUUCAUCUACAACUACAUCUUCAUCUACAACUACAUCUUUACCUACAAUUACAUCUAAACCUACAGUUUCAUCAACAACAAUAGUAACUUCAACACCAAUUCCACCAAUAGAUAUUAAUUGUCCUGAUGAUAUAACAAAUGGCUACAAUCAUGAUCUUUUUUAUAUUUAUCAUGGAAAUAAUGAAAAUGAUUAUAUUGUAAAUAAUGGAAAAUAUAUCUUUAAUGGAGGUGGUCCAUUAAAAUUUGAUAAUUCUAAUGAUUAUAAAGAUGUAUCAUUAUAUUUACUUAAAAAAUUAUUUAGUGGAGAUAUUUCAAUAAAUAAUCAUCUAGAAAAAUUAAGUACAAAUUUUGAAAUUAAUGUAGAGGAAUCAAGAAAUGCUUUUGUUUUAGUUUUAGGUCAAUAUGAUUCAACACUUACUAAUCCAACAACAUCAAUUAUAACAUCAAAAUAUGUUUCACUUUAUACAGUUAAAAAUCAAGAUAAAUUAACAUCAACUUCUUCAAAUUCAUUAUCAUUUAUUACUACUUAUAUUGUUGAUGGAUAUAAUGUUGAUGUAGCAUAUUUAAGAAAUAAUUUAAUAGAUGAACCAAGUAAUAUUCCAGUAAUUGGAAAUAUUACUUUUGCAUUAUAUCCACCACCAUCAAUACAAGAUAUCAAUUUUAUUCAAGAUUCUUCAAAUGCUUAUAAAAUUGAAAGAAAUGGUUGUUCAUAUAAGUAUAGUUUUACACAACAAACAUCAUCUAAUGUACAAAAUAAAUUAGAGUUUAAAUUUAAAAAUAAUAAUAAUGAGGAGUAUAAAAAAGUAUACCCAAAUAAUCAGGUAUAUAGUUUAAUUGACACAUUAAAGAAUCAGUCAUCUUUAUCAACAACAUGUAGAAAUGGAAAAUAUGUUUUAAAUAAUUAUACUUCAUCAAAAAAUUCAUAUUAUUGUUUAUGUGAUUCAAAUUUUAGAGGUACAGAUUGUAGUAUACCAAUAUGUCAAAAUAAUGGAAAAUUAAAUGGAAUGCAAAAUGCCUGUGAUUGUUUAGAACUACUUAAACGACAUGAAAGAUCACUAUUAUUUUCCAAGAUAUCAAAAGAUAAUAAUUUACCAGAUAAACAAUUGAGAGAUUCAUGUUUAUGUUGUAUGCAAAAAAUAGUUUCAAUGUUAAUCAAUAUUAAUAGAAGUGAAUUUAUUUGUCAAAGAGAAAAUACUAUAAAACUAAUUGAUGAAGUUGAUGAGAAUAUGACACAAUUAUGCCAGUAUGAUAUUAAUAAUUCUGAAUCAUAUAAUAAAAAAUUGGAAACCAAUUCAUUAUAUGGAUUAUUAAAACUUUUAUCAAAAUAUGAAUUUGAAUUUUUAAGUUUUUUAUAUUUUGAAAUUCAAGGAUUACUAAUUGUAAAACGAAAAGAAAUAAAUUUUUUGAAACGUUUAUUACAUAUAUUAAAAAUUUUUUAUAAUAUUGGUGGAAUAGUAGCAUUGUAUGAUGAGGAAUUAUCUUCAUUAGAAACAAUUUAUAUCAAAUUUAAUAAACUUCAAAUUAAUAAAAAUAAAAUUAAAAAUGAAGAAAAAGAAGAAGAAGAAAAAAAUGAAUCAAUUGAUAUUGACAAACAUAAAGAAAUCAUGAAUAAUAUGAUUAGAUCAUUGAUAAAAGAAAUUCAGGUUGCAAAUGACAACGAAAUCAUUGGAAAUGAAGAAGAUGUUAUAGAUGAUGCUGAUCGUGAAGGAAUCAUCGAGAAAGUCAUUGAAUUUAAUGAAAUAAAUGAUAAUGAUGGAAAUGGUUAUGGAGGAGUGGGAGAUUUAUUUGAUAAUUAUGAUCAUAAUAUUUCAAUAACUAUUGGUGUUGUAAUACUAAUAAGUAUAAGUUGCUACUUUAGUAAUAUCUUUGGACUAUGUAUUUUAUUCUUACUUAUUAUUGCACUUUUUGGAUUUCCUUUUUUUAUCAGUUAUUAUUUGAAAAAGAAUAUUAAGAAAUUAUUUGAUUUAAUAAAAAAGAUUAAAAUAUUAGUAAAAAAUGAUUAUCUUAAAUUACUUAAACGAAGAGAAAUUCUUUUAUUUGCUUUCAAAAAUUCAGAAUUAAAUAAUUUACCUCAUAAGAAGUUAAGAAGUUCUUGUUUAAUUUCUUUAAGAAAAUUGGUAUGGAAACUAAUUUCAAGAAAUAGAGGUGAUUUUAAGUAUCAGGAAAAGAAUAGAAUAAUGAUGAUUGAUUUAAUUAAUGAAAAUAUGUUAGAAUUAUGUGGUAAAGAGGAUAAUAUUUAUGAAAUAAAUAAUGAAAAUCUUGAUACAAUGUCAUUGUCAACCUUACUACAAUUUUUAUUUCUUUGUGAAAGUGAAUUUUUAAGUUUUAUGUUUUUUGAAAUUUAUGAAAUACUUAAUAUAAAAGAGAGAAAUAGUACUGUUUGGAAGUGUUGGUGGGAUAUAUGGAAAAUUGGUUUAAUUGUUAAUGAUAUUGUAUGUACAUAUGAAAAAGAACAUAAAUUUCUAACUCAUUCAUAUAAUGAAACAAUCAAAUUUGAUUUUAAUAAAAAUGAAAAUAAAAAGAAAGUUCCAAUUAUUAACGUUGAAAUGAGAAGUAAUAAAACAAUAGUUGAUGAUCUUAUUGGAUUAUUAUUUGAAGAAGUAAGUCAAUUAAAUGAAGAUAAAAUUAUUGGUAACAAAACAUUAUUAGAAAUGGCAAGAAACCUUUAUAAUUUUUUAGAUAAUACUAAUGAAAAAAAAGUAGAAAAUAAAAAAAAGAGGAUAGAGGCAAAAACAGAAAUAGAAACAAAUAUACAGACAGUUAAUGAACCUCCAAUUAUUAUUGAAAAUAAAGUAGAACCAACUUAUGAAGUAUAUGAAAAUGAUCCAACUAUAGAAACUGAAAAUUAUUUUACAUUUAAUGAUACACCUGAUGUUGAUGAAGACAUUAUAAAACAACAUAAAAUGUUACUUAAUGAACUUGAAAGGCCUCUUCAAAAACAAAGAGAAAUGCAUGAAGAAAUUGAACUUAAUAUACUUGCUAAAAAACGUGGUAUAACAGUUGAAGAAUUAAAAGAAAUUUUAAAAAAUGAAAAGAAGGAAGAAGAAAAAAGUAAACCAUCUAUAUCUAAAGAAGUAAAUAAUCCAAUAAAUUUACCUAAUAAUGAACUUAAUGCAUCAUUAAUGGAAGAAUUAAAGAAACAAUAUUUUUUUAACAAAACUUUUGUUAAUGAUGAAAUUAUUUUUGAAGAUAAUGAUAGUGAUUAG